Messenger RNA from Acanthopagrus latus (yellowfin seabream), 4183 nucleotides. It is a transcript of the gene map3k20a, whose product is annotated as sterile alpha motif and leucine zipper containing kinase AZK. Gene Ontology annotation, molecular function: ATP binding; protein binding; protein kinase activity. Gene Ontology annotation, cellular component: cytoplasm. NCBI's taxonomy places the organism in Eukaryota, Metazoa, Chordata, Actinopteri, Spariformes, Sparidae. The transcript is spliced from 12 exons. Bases 266 to 1564 code for a protein of 432 amino acids. Gene Ontology annotation, biological process: protein phosphorylation. The record is from RefSeq and is a predicted model, not a curated record.
AUGCUGCCCGUCCGGGAGCAGCUCAGCCCCGGCUCGCCGCUCUCUGCUGCUGCGGGAAGAAGUUGUGCAACCAGUAAAACAGCCUCGGAGUGAGUGGAGAAAUCCUCAAACGUCACAUGAGAUUUCCCGGAACUCCGACUUCUCAAGAAAUCUCACUUUCAUUAUUUUCCUUUAUCCGCUACCUGUGACCGACGACGAGCUGGUCUGAAGCCCCAAACUUCAGACUGAACGCUGAAGCCGAGUUGUUGCUGAGUGUCAUUAUGAGAUGUUGUCUCCAAGCGCCUCCUUCGUGCAAAUCAAGUUUGAUGACAUCCACUUCUACGAGAACUGCGGCGGUGGCAGCUUCGGAAGUGUGUACCGAGCCAGGUGGAUCUCCCAGGACAAAGAGGUGGCAGUGAAAAAGCUGCUCAAGAUUGAAAACGAGGCUGAAAUCCUUAGUGUCCUCAGCCACCGAAACAUCAUCCAGUUCUAUGGUGCGAUUGUUGAGGCUCCCAACUAUGGAAUUGUCACCGAGUAUGCCAGCGGCGGAUCGUUGUAUGAUUACCUGUCCAGUGAUGAGAGUGAGGAAAUGGACAUGGGACAAAUCAUGACAUGGGCUGUAGAGAUCGCCAGAGGAAUACACUAUUUACACUCAGAAGCCCCCGUCAAGGUGAUCCACCGAGACUUAAAGUCCAGGAAUGUUGUUUUGACAGCAGACAAAGUUCUCAAGAUCUGUGAUUUUGGAGCAUCCAAGUUCCUGACCCACACAACACACAUGUCUUUGGUGGGCACGUUUCCGUGGAUGGCUCCGGAGGUGAUCCAGAGUCUGCCUGUGUCGGAGACUUGUGACACUUUCUCCUAUGGUGUGGUGCUCUGGGAAAUGAUCACCCGAGAGAUACCCUUCAAAGGCCUGGAAGGUUUACAAGUGGCCUGGCUCGUGGUGGAGAAAAACGAGAGGUUAACCAUCCCUAGUGGCUGUCCUGCCAGUAUUGCUGAGCUCUUGAGGAACUGCUGGUCAACAGAGCCAAAAGUGAGGCCACAGUUCAAGCAGAUUCUCUCAACUUUGGAGUCCAUGUCGAAUGACAGCCAACUUCCUCAACAGUGCAACUCUUUCCUUCACAACAAGGCUGAAUGGAGGUGUGAGAUUGAAGCCACACUUGAGAGACUUAAGAAGUUGGAGAGAGAUCUGAGCACCAAGGAACAGGAGCUGAAGGAGCGGGAGCGCCGUCUGAAGAUGUGGGAGCGCAAACUCAUCGAGCAGUCCAACGCCCCGCUCUUCUUACCUGUGGCACAAAAGAUAAGUGCUAAGUCGUUCUAUCAGUGUAAGACGGAGGAAUCAAACAGUUCGCAGAUGUCGUGUCAGAUCACGACCUCAGGUAACGAGGAGGUGGAUCUGCAGUCCAUGAUGAGAGGCUUUGAGGACGUGUUUUCCUUGGACUUUGGCCGGCCUGUCCUGCACUCGGGCAUGCAGGUCAACAUGCAGGCCAGGCAGAACUCCUCGGUGUCGAGCUGUGUCAGAGAAGGACACAAGAUCAACAUGACUGUUGGGAUGGGACGCCUCGCUUGGUCUGACGACAGUGAAUAAAGCCCUCCGGUGUUUGUGUCGCCACAGCUGCAUCUGUUGAACACUGUGAUCUCACUCAAUGGAAGUGCUAUUUCUUAAUCAGUUGCUUGUUAAGUCACGUUUCAAUCAUCUUUACUUUGUCCUCCGGAAACCACGUCGUAGUAUUCUAUUUCCUCUCUUUCGUCCAAGUUACAUGGAUUGAUUUGCUUUCAGAAUUUACUGAAUAUAGUACAGAAAGAUAUUAUAGAAUAUAUUUGUAACCCUCCACCUAUGGAUAUUAUGGAUGUCAUUUACUGUAUGCCUAAUGUACCGGAUGUAUAGUGCCAUGCUGUGAAGAAAAGAGCCACGUGAGCCACUUGCUUAGAGAAGGCCAGGCUUUUAUGAUGAAGUGACAUUUUGCUGACAUUAAGAUUGGCCAAUUUGUUCUGGAUGUGGUGGAGUGCAGUUGUUGAGAAGCAGUCUCUUACCAGGAUGAGAAAGUACAUGUUUUUUCCUCUGACUGACCCAGGUUCAAAACAGCAGGAGAGGGACUUUGGUGUGUGACUAUCGGCUUCAUUCUGUCAUAUUACCUUUUUUCCCUUUAAAGAGGCCAAAAAAGGACGAGACGAAAUCAGGAAAUAAUUGAUAACACGAGCAACGUUUCUGCACCAGAGGCCCCAAUCACAAGUCACAGUUUUUAACAAAGAUUUUAAUAGAAUGUGUUCCCUCUGCAGACGCAUUUUACAUACAGUAUCAAGCCAUGUGGUCUAACUGAGCCUUGAGUCCUGCACUUUACAGUGGAGAAAAUCGUAUUAGCAUUAGUGUUCGGUUAGGUAUUAUGCUUCAUCUGGGGGAAGGACAUGCUUCCUUGAGCAUAGCCCAUUCAAUUGUCCCCUUCGCUUGUUAUCAUCAGUCAGUCUCAUGAGGAUGUAAUCCUCUGUAUUCCUCUGUUGUCGCUUGUUAGCGUCCUGCCACGAGCUAAUAUUGCUAAUCAGACGCCGCCUUGUACUCCUGCGCCAUCAAGCCCCUACACACGCUAGAGUGGACAAAACAAUUAGCACGGACACUUACCAAUAUUUACAUUUUUCUUUGUGUGAAAUCCAGACACUGAAACAUUCAGCUUCCACACUUGUUAGGCAUCACAAAUUAGACGCCUUGCAGCUUCUUGAUGUGACGUAGUUUCAUCAUCUUUCACUGUUCUGUCAAUAAAUCUCUUUCAACUCCCUGCCAAGCUGUCUGACUUAGAUUGAUUUUAUUACUUCCGUAUGUGAACAAAUAGUAGGAAAAGGACAAUUGUUAAUUUGUUUGUUUAUUAGGUUUUAUUACUGCUAUUAUUACCAAAAUGUUUGUCAUAUAACACAGAAAAGAGAUACCGUUUUAAUGAGGUCAUUAAAUAUAUUGCCUCUGGUGUUUUUGUGGAGCUGCUUAUUGGGAUUUUAAAGGAGCAUUAUGUAUUUUUUGUGGAAGAGAUUUUAAUCAGAGGAGAAAAACUUAAUUGAUUGAUUUUACAUGCUUUAACAAACUGUAGAAAAUAGACAAAGUCUUAGUUUUCAUGACUGAAUAAACUGAACAAACAAAUGGACACAAUUCCAUACUGUUUCACUUUGUUUAUAUGUGGCAGACCCUGCCACCUGUUUAACUUCAAACAGUGUUCUGGGGACCUCAUUUUCUUCUGAGAACAGCUUGUUUAUUCGGUUAUGGGGAAAAAACCCAAAUAUGUCUGAAUUUGUUGCAUUAGCUUAAAAAACAUUAUUUCUGAGUUUCUUUUACAAAACCACAUAAAGCACCUUUAACUUUGUAACUGCCUGUUUUCAUGCUUUGGUCACCCAUCAUCCACUUCAGUCCACAUGGGGGCAGAAUUGUGUGAACUAAACCAAACCCAAAGUCUUUUACUUUUCAACAGAUUCCACACAUAAACAGAAAAACUCCCGCCCCGCAUUUUGAAUUUCUGAUCUAGGUAUCUCUGUCAACAGCCGCUGUGGAUCUUAAUAAAAGAAGCGUCUGUGAAACACAAUACGCUUAUGCUUGCAAAGUGAUGCUAAGUCACUCCAGUGAGAGUUUGGCAGUGUGGCGGAGUGUUUCUGAAUCUGUUUACUUCCGAGCGGCAGCACUGCAGGAGGAGGCGGAAAAAGCUGCAGGGCUGAGUGGCUUUAUGAGGCUGCACUGAAAACGUAUGGCAGCGACUGUCUAUUGAGACCGGCAUUCAGUUCAUAAUCUGAGCUGUUAUCAGACGUCGUGGGAAGAAGACAGUGAAUGGGGGGGGAUUACUCAUUCAUUUAGUCAUCUUUCCUCCAAUUUUCCAUUGCAUUAUUUCUGUCAUUACACACCAGUCUCAUGAGCACAAUGAUGAAAUCUUUAUUUUGGCUGGCAAGUUUCUGCCUGAUUACAUUUAAUGAGCAAUAAAUGAUUUAUCAUUCAAACAGAUCACGUUAGAUCAGUCAGAUGGACAUUUCGGUUUGAUAUAGACCAUUAGAGGCAAUUCGUAUUAAUCGCACGGCACAAUAACCGGAAAAGUAAUGGCUUCGGGAGACAUGGAAAACAUGCCUAUUUUCCAUUUUAAUAACAUUUACUUAAGUCUUGUGAUUUUCUGUCUAUCAUGAACACACCCAUGUUAGGUUCCCAUCCAGAUCCUGUUGCUGUUACCUCUAUUUGUCUUUUUGU